Molecule: messenger RNA, 528 nt
Organism: Morchella importuna
Lineage: Eukaryota; Fungi; Ascomycota; Pezizomycetes; Pezizales; Morchellaceae
Exons: 4
Coding region: 1-528 (175 amino acids)
Molecular function (GO): acireductone dioxygenase [iron(II)-requiring] activity
Source: RefSeq, a predicted model, not a curated record
AUGAAGGUCUACGAAUAUGAUAAUACUAUGGCAGAUCAGCGAGAAGACCAUGAUUCAGGUGUAGCCGUCUCAACGGCCGAGCUGGAGAAAAUUGGUGUCAUCUAUCACCACUUCGAUUCGGUCGAAGACGUGAACUCUUUGGCGUCUGAGAGAAGUUACAAGAACCGCGAUGAGAUUGUCGUUUCGCCAAGUGCGAUGGGUGAUGUGUACGAGGCAAAAGUAAAGACCUUCUUCAAUGAGCACCUGCACGAAGACGAGGAAAUUCGUUACGUCCUGGACGGCACCGGCUUUUUCGAUGUCAGGUCGAAGGAUGACCGCUGGAUCCGUAUCAGAGUAGAGAAAGGGGAUUUGAUCAUUUUACCAGCGGGUAUUUAUCAUAGGUUCACCACCGACAGCCAGAACUAUAUCAAAGCAAUGCGUUUAUUUAAGGACGAACCCAAGUGGAUUGCGUUGAAUCGUGAUGCGGAACUGGACGAGAACUGCUUCAGAAAGUCAUACGUCCAGUCUUUGGUUGCGGCUACAAGUUAG